Hordeum vulgare subsp. vulgare (domesticated barley) is the source of this 2263-nucleotide messenger RNA. Its product is annotated as abscisic acid 8'-hydroxylase 3-like. Gene Ontology annotation, molecular function: iron ion binding; heme binding; oxidoreductase activity, acting on paired donors, with incorporation or reduction of molecular oxygen. NCBI's taxonomy places the organism in Eukaryota, Viridiplantae, Streptophyta, Magnoliopsida, Poales, Poaceae. Gene Ontology annotation, biological process: brassinosteroid biosynthetic process; brassinosteroid homeostasis; sterol metabolic process. The record is from RefSeq and is a predicted model, not a curated record. Bases 328 to 1833 code for a protein of 501 amino acids. The transcript has 3 exons.
GGUACUAUUUAGGAACGGAGAGAGUAAGUCCACAAAUACUUCUUCAGAGCUGCUGCAAAUCUAAGAAAAGUUGUAUGUUUAUUAGUUACAAGGAAACUGUGUGAACAAGACAAGUGCUAAAACAGAGCACGUAAUCAUACAUGUAUGCAUGGUGUAUAAUACACUCUACUCAGUCGGUCUCAAGCACCAAAGACAAAGGCUAGAGCUAGCUGAGCCGAUCACAAUGGAACUCGAGUGAACCCCUGGCAUGCCACCAAAUGGCUCUCUCUCGGGCGUAACGGCGACGAGGCAUCAGAGGACAAGAGACAAGGAUAUAUAAGGCCAAGAAUGGCGAUGGUGAUACGUACAGCUCUGUCUCCGACCCCAUCAAUGGCGGCCAUCUUGGGAAUGGGAGCUCCCGCGGCGCUCGCCGCUGCCUUGGGGGCGGCCUGCGGGCUCCUCCUCUGGCUCCGGGGGGCGUGGAGGCGGCCGUCCGACGAUCCGAUGCGUGGCAUCCCGGGGAACAUGGGGUGGCCGGUGGUUGGCGAGACCUUCGCCUUCAUCGCCGCCUUCUCCAAGCCGGCCGGCAUCCUGAGCUUCAUGCGGGAGCGGCAGGCGAGGUACGGCAAGGUGUUCAAGACGUACGUGCUGGGGCGGACGACGGUGUUCAUGACGGGGCGGGAGGCGGCCAAGAUCCUCCUGUCCGGCAAGGACGGCGUGGUGAGCCUCAACCUCUUCUACACCGGCAAGCAGGUGCUUGGCCCCACCAGCCUGCUCACCACCAACGGCGACGAGCACCGGCGGCUGCGCCGGCUCAUCGCGCAGCCCCUCUCCGUGGACGCCCUCCGCAAGCACUUCGCCUUCAUCGACGGCCUCGCCGUGCAGACCCUCAGCUCCUGGGCCGGCCGCGGCCGCGUGCUCGUCCUCGACGAGGCAUCGCAGUUCACGCUCAAGGUCAUCGCCAACAUGCUCGUCAGCCUGGAGCCGGAGGGGCCGGAGCAGGAGGAGUUCCGGGCAAACUUCAAGGCCAUCUCCUCCUCCUUCGCGUCGCUGCCGCUCAAGCUCCCCGGCACGGCCUUCCACCGCGGCCUCGGCGGCCGGAACCGGAUGUACGCCAUGCUGGACGCGGUGAUCGCGCGCCGCAGGGCCGGCGAGGCCCGCGACGACUUCCUCCAGACGCUCCUCAUGAAGCACGCCCGCGGGCAGCAGCAAGGAUCGUCGGACCCGGCGGAGGAGGAGAAGCUGACGGACGCGCAGCUCAAGGACAACAUCCUGACGCUGCUCGUCGCCGGCCACGACACCACCACGGCGGGCCUGACGUGGCUCGUCAAGUUCCUCGGCGAGAACCCCGACGUGCUCGCAAGGCUGAGGGAGGAGCACAUGGGGAUCCGGGCGGGGCGGGAGGACGGCGGGCUGAGGUGGUCGGACCUGGGCAGCAUGCCGUACACGACCAAGGUGAUGAACGAGACGCUGCGGCGGGCCACCAUCCUGCCGUGGUACUCGCGCAAGGCGGCGCAGGACUUCAGCAUCGACGGGUUCGAGGUGGCUAAGGGCGCGUCGGUGAACCUGGACGUGGUGUCCAUCCACCACGACGCCGCCGUCUUCGCCGACCCCGAGCGCUUCGACCCCGACAGAUUCGACGGGGCGCUGAAGCCGUACAGCUUCCUGGGGUUCGGCAGCGGGCCGCGGAUGUGCCCCGGGAUGAGCCUUGCCAAGCUCGAGAUCUGCGUCUUCGCCCACCACCUCGUCUGCACAUACGACUGGAAGGCGCUGGAGGAUGACGCCUCAGUGCAGCCGACGCUGGUGCGCAUGCCCAAGAACAAGUACCCCAUCAUCGCCACCGCGCUCCCCUGACUCCGGCGAUGGCACGGUGGCGACAUCUGCUUUCAGUACCUCCAUACAUGAUGAAACAGACCGACAUGCACCCUACCGAUGCUGUCAUCGGCAUAUGGAGUAUGGACCAACUAUAUGCAAACUUUGCUUGUAUUAGCAGCAGCAGCAGCAUCAUCAAACCAGCAAAGCACCCUUUUUCUUAGUACGACGAAUCCACACACGUAUCGCAUAUGUAUGAACAGCUCAUGAAGCUAAUUAAACAAGGAAAACAACUGAACAAAAAAAUCUAGAACAAACAUGCAAUACACUAUUACUAACGGAAUGUGCUACUCCGGUGGUGCAUUGCCAGAGAAGAACAGCCAUGUAGCUCAGCAUUAUUCUGAUGCACAUCUCUCGCGACGAACACAGCCCAAUGAUGCAUCUCUAGCGACGAACAAACAGCAAAACUCAA